This is a messenger RNA of Anopheles gambiae (African malaria mosquito), 2406 nucleotides long. Its product is annotated as poly(A)-specific ribonuclease PARN. Gene Ontology annotation, molecular function: metal ion binding; poly(A)-specific ribonuclease activity; RNA binding. The record is from RefSeq and is a predicted model, not a curated record. Gene Ontology annotation, biological process: nuclear-transcribed mRNA poly(A) tail shortening. Gene Ontology annotation, cellular component: nucleus; cytoplasm. The transcript is spliced from 5 exons. Bases 110 to 2122 code for a protein of 670 amino acids. Lineage: Eukaryota; Metazoa; Arthropoda; Insecta; Diptera; Culicidae.
AACACUGUCCGCAGCUGACAGGUAGGCUGUAUAUAAACAAUUCCAGUUUACCUUUCGAUCAAAUCCCGCGCCUUUCACGCAUUGUAGAAAUUUUUAUUAAAUUUUAUCAAUGGAUAUCACCAAGCAAAAUUUCCUCGAGCAACUCCCGUCUAUAAGGGAAGCGAUACAGAAUGCAACGUUCUUUGCGAUGGACUGUGAGUUCACUGGACUUGCCUCGGAUCGUACCAUUUUCCCCUUCGAUACGCCGGAAGAAGUGUAUCUGAAGAUGGUGGAAAACAGCCCCCCGUACAUCAUCGUACAGUUCGGGCUGUGUGCGUUCCGGGUGGAACCGCCCGGCGAGGAGGAGGAGAACGAGAAGAAGGAUGGUCAACCGCGCGUAUCCUACCAGUGUUACAACUUCUACUGCUAUCCCAAGGGCCGCACGAAUGUGUUCAGCUGUCAGGGCGAGAGUAUGCGCUUCCUCGCCGACAAUGGGUUCGACUUUAAUCGUCUCUUCCGCGAAGGACUUUCGUACGCCAACGAAACGGAGGAGCAACGCUAUCGGGCGGAUUUGAAAGACCGGCAAGCUACGCGGGCGGCCAACAUUCUCGCUGCGGCGGAGAGUGACCUGACGGAGGAAGAACCGAAGUUGGGGGAAGUGAACGAUGUCAACAUGAUACCGGUGCCUCCCGAACACCAGCAACAGGUGGACGAUACGGCGGCCAGUAUUGAGGAGUUUUUGCAGUCCGAUCGGCAGGAGCUGAUCGUCGGGAGUUGCAAUGCGUUCCAGCGGAAGCUCAUCUAUCAGAUGAUCGAGCAACGGUACCAGCGAAAGGUGUCCACUUCGACGGUUUCGCUCGAGAACAACCAGAAAGCGAUCAAGGUGGAACGGAAACGUUCGACGGAAGAGGAGCAGGCGCUGGAUGAGCAGCGGCGAACGCGCGAGAACGACGAUCUCGAGACGAACGUAGGGUUGUCGCUGGUGCUGCAGGAGCUGGCAAAGGCACGGAAACUAAUCAUUGGCCACAAUAUGCUACUGGAUUUGUUCUACGUGCUGCGCCAAUUCUUUAAACCACUGCCGGCGGACUAUCAAGAGUUUAAGAAGCUGACGAAGGAAUAUUUCCCACUCCUUCUAGAUACCAAGUAUCUAUGCACGAAUGCGGAGAUUAAGGUGAAUGUCAACUCCUCCGUACUAGCACACGUGUACGAUGCGGUAAGCAAGGCACCAUUCUCGAUCCCUAAGGUGCAUCCCGAGCUGCCGGAUUAUCAGUACAGCGUGGAUGACGAGAAAAAGCACGAAGCAGGCUACGAUGCUUACCUUACGGGGUUAUGUUUCUUGGGGCUGGUUAGCAAAUUCAAAGCUAAUCUGCUGCAACUUCCCAAAGAUCCCAACUUGAAACACUAUCUAAACAGAAUUUUCAUCACUCGCCUAACCGACGUGAACUAUAUUUAUUUGAACGGGAAAGAACCCACACAAACGCGGGAACAUAUCUUCUACGCAACGUUCCCAGAAACCUGGCGCACCGGGGACAUCCAGAACAAGUUCAAACCGUUCGGCCCCGUGCACGUUAGCUGGCUGGACAAUACGUCCGCGUUUGUGGCAUUGCACAACCGUAGUGCCGCGAGCUCGGUGCUGAAAAUGAUCGGCUAUCACUCCGGCUUCAAAGUGUACAACUUUGCACAAUUUACGCAAAUGAAACUGCAAGUAUAUAUGCCUUCCUCUUUUGCUAUACACAUUACUUUGAAACCUUUCCUAUCCACGCAUGUACAUGCUGGGUGUAAUUUAUCUUUUCCGUUGCUUUUUGUACUUCUGCAGCGCCCUGGAGCUAAACGAGGACGAAACGGUUCGAGUAGUGCUGGCCCCGGAGAAGAUGCAGGAGUUCGAAGCGCACAACCAGUCAAUCAACGGCCGAGCGGGGAAGAAAAAGGACAAAAAGAAGGCCAAAAAAUAGAGCGUCCGCAAACGAUCACCACUGCCGCCAAGCGGAAGGGUACGGAUGAGGCAACGCCGCCUACGAACGAGGCGGACAAGGAUGCUACUGCUGCCAAGGACGACGAGCACGACAACGACGAAGACAACGGUGGCGGCUGGAGAACGGUUAAAAAGGCGCGCAAAACAUUCACCGAUAAUAACGAUUGGUAGCGAAGGAAAGGGCGCAAACGUGUAGGUGAGUGCUGUUUUUAGAUAAGCGACCUGCAAAAAAAAAACGCGCAUAAGGAGAAUCGUCUCUGGUGCGCCGCACUGUAGUAACCGCACAUUUCAGGACAGACCGUCGUGUGCGGCAUCUUUCUCUUUCUCUCUCUGUCUCUCUCCUGGUCUCUCUGGAGAGCUGCUGUAUACGUGCAAAGGCACCACACACUUGUCGGUAGUGUGUAUGAAAUGUACAAAAAGAAGAAGAAGACAAAAAUAACAAAAUUCUGUUACGA